This is a messenger RNA of Anopheles bellator, 3306 nucleotides long. RefSeq lists its product as uncharacterized. Gene Ontology annotation, molecular function: protein binding. The record is from RefSeq and is a predicted model, not a curated record. The transcript is spliced from 5 exons. Bases 70 to 3003 code for a protein of 977 amino acids. NCBI's taxonomy places the organism in Eukaryota, Metazoa, Arthropoda, Insecta, Diptera, Culicidae.
AGUACUGCGACAGAUAUACCAAGUGUUUCAUUACCUGAAAUUAGAAAACAAUCGAUCUUACCUGAGCGCAUGGAUGUUUCUGAUGACGAGACAAAUCUGGAGGUAUUGGAAACUGACCCAACUAGUGUCAUUGGGUGCUCGGCCACAGACACUGUUUCGCUCGUUGAAAGAUCACCAAAAGCUCCUUCUAUCGAAGGCGAUGUUCCCACUGCCCAAGAGCAGUGCCGAUCGGAGCUACCGGAUGAUGGCAGUUCGAUGGAAAAUUCGUAUGGCGACGUGUCGAGUUCCGGAUGCGUAAAAUAUUCCUCCACUAAACACAGCUUAGGCCAUCGACAGGGUGAAUUUCAGCGUGGGCAGUCGAUGAACGAGUUUGAUCUUAAACUGCAAGAAAUUAACGAAACCAUGUCGCCGAUGACGCACAAAGAUCGGGUCGAACAGUGGCGCGUUACGGAGGACGACCUUCUCCACUCGAUUCCAACGAAGGCGCAAAUCGAAGCUGGUAGUUUGUGUCCGAAGCGUCCAUUCUGCGAAAUGGUGCACAUCUCCAGCGAUGAAGAUUCGAAUGAUCAGGAGGCGGAGCCGGGUUCCAGAGAAAGUUUGUUGGCAAACAAAAAACGACGCUCUGCUUCAAAAAGUUUCCCGGACACAUCGCGUUCGCCGGGCGUCGGCAACGACUUGGAUUUUCGUAAAGAUCAAAUUAACCCGGAAAUUGAUAAACGACCAACUGCCCCACCAACCAUGAUCUUAGAAAGAAAAAAUUACUACAAAUUACCGAUUCGUUUUCGUCCUUGCGAUGGGUGCUAUCUCGCAACAAAGGAUAAGUUUAAGAUCUGUCAAACAUCGAGCUCUUGUGAUUGUCGUCGUUGGCAGUCGCUCCAGGUUGGACAGAUUGUUCCGGAAAAUCGCAGCACGGACAAAGCCUAUGCUCAGUUGCUUAGUAGAGAUAAGGAGCGUGAUAACUUCCUUAACUACUUGCGAAUCAGUCCGUUCCAUCGGGCGUCCCAACAGCACACUGCCGGUAGCAGGACAAAUCCACCAGAGCAGAUGGCAACUGGGGUAGGCAUUAGUGUCCAUCAAACUGAAACUAACUCUGCUAAAACUUCGGCCGGAGUGGUAAAGAACAAAGUAAAGCUCUCAGUUCAGCGCGUUAUUCACAGGAAAACGCGCUCAAAGCCUAAGAAAAAAUCAUCUACCAAAAGCAAGCCACAUUCUUCCAUUAUUGCCAGCAGCGGUAUUCUUGGCGUUAGGCGGCUUGUACUACGUAGUUCACUGCGAAGCGGUAAGAUUAUACGUUAUCGCAGUACGUUUGUUAGUUUGCGCCAAAACUCACGAGCGAAACCACCCAAGCAUCAUCCGAGCAAAGUGGAAGAAGUUUUAACUAUCCCUAUUGACAUGACCGUUGAAAAAACGGUUCAAUCAAAAGAGGAAACCACUACCGAUCCUUCCGCAUCGCAACCUCCACUCCAGCCUCAGGAUGAAGGGAAGCGUCUGCAGCACUCAUUGCCACCAUCUUCGUCGCCGGUGAUUCGAAAGUCGAAACGUUCUCAUCAGUCCACCGUCAAAUCACUGCGUUGUUCUGUCGAUAGUGCCGUUAGCAGUUCGACCAGUGCCGACAUUCAUGAGAGUAAACGAUCGAAAGAGUGCCAGACGAUAGAGAUACUACCAUCGGUGACACCAGAGCCUGCACGAUGUAUGAACGACGGAAAACCAACACGAAACCCAUUGAAUCGUUCCGAGGGCGAGGUUCUGAACGCGUUCCUUCUCGACGAACAGCUCAUCGUAGUGCAGACGGGACUCGUGAGUUUCUGGAAAUACUCCCGACUAAGUGUAUUACUGGGAGUGAAACAAGAGUGGCAGCGCAUAGCACAACAGCAGCGAUGGGUGUGUGACGCCGAGCUCGACACACAGAACGCCAACCGUAUCGGUUACAACGAUGGCAAUCCACAUUACCUGGAACCGAGGGCACGAAAUUUAAAGCAUGAUGAAUCGCGAGCCUGUCCGCUGGCUUCGGUCUACGUUAAUGCGUAUUUUCUCGAGGUGCUCCUAAAGUCUCCGGAUCAACGAAGCGAUGCGGCAGAGGAUCAUGGACAAACUGCUAUCGACGUUAGUGAUUUGGACGAAAGUGGUGUUUACGAGCAAAUAAUACGAUUGAAAUCCUAUCAGCUGGACACUAUAAAAAGUGCCCUCGAAGAUAUACUUUUCGUGCCACUGCCAAACUCGCGCUACUUCAUCGUCUGCUGGUACGAACACAUCUCCGAACUUGAAGCGCGGACGGGGCUGUGCAAAUACAGCUUGACACCCGAUCUUGAGACACUUGCCAGCAUUCGUGAAUUUCCGAUUGUAAGGCAGAAACUGACUAGUUUGAGGUGUGUGAAUGAUAAAAAGUUACUUGGGCUUGGUGAAUCGACAGUACACAUAUGGUGCUACGAAAGCGGGUCUUUGUUGCGUACGAUCGAUUUAAAGAUUAGCCUCGAACUUGUCAUCGGCAGUUUUUUACACGAAGAAGAGAUGAUAAGUACACUGUUUCUGGUGCAACUGCAGAACAUGCCGACUACCAGCGAAAACAAUCGGAAACGCCUCAAAAUGAUCGCAAUUAAUUUACAUACAGCCACAUGGUAUGUUGGGCAUAGCUUCGACAUUGCUCUUGCUUCAACGCGAGUAACAGGAGAAAGCCAAGUUCAAAGUUGCACUGCAGUUGAUGACCGCAAAACCAGUCAGCGGUACUGCGUGACUUUUCAGAGCGGGGAACUGCUACUCAUCAACCUGAGCGAUCCGACUGUGUGCUGGACGAAUCAUAAGAAGCUGGAGAAGGAUAUUCUGCACGCGGAGGAGAACUCCUUUCACGUCUGUUCGCGCUUACGCAGCAAAACGGGUGAAAUUUAUCGGCCGAAAGAACGGAUACUGAAUGUGUACAACUGGCACGAUGGGCGCGAUCUUUUGCUAUACAGUGAUCAAUGUUUAUCCAUUAAAUCGAUUGACGAGUACAUGUUGGAGUGCAAAUGAUCGAAGAAAGUGGAGGAGAAUGGGGAAUGUAAAAAUAUUAGUAUUUUGCUUACGUUUGCGUAUCGUUCAGAGGUUUAUUAAUCAUAAUUUCAAUUAAUUGUGAGAUUCUUUUCACAAUUUUACAAGAGAGCUUGUAGAACAAAUCGUGCGAUCAUAAAUGACUCUUGUAUGUUCUCCUCGAUUUGAUAAACGAUAAUACGAACGUGCUGUUAGAGAUAAUAUUUAUUUGUGUUACAUUUUUUCCUUUAGGCGAAAAGUGAGGUGAAUACAAAAUGAAUUCAGUUCAAAAAUGUAAAGAGUAUA